CUACAAAUUCACACAUUUUUAACAAGACUUCAUUCAGCCCUUAUUAUUUCAAGAAGUACCUCAACUCAUCAACAUGUCAAUUUCUAUCCGUGAUUCAAUCCGGUGGCUGCCCAACCCCGCUUCAGAGCCCACCUCCACUAUAGUUCUAACAUCGCCUGAGCACCGCUUCGUGGACGUCCGGAUUCUUAAAGAUAUUAAUAACGACGACCUAAGCGGCCGCCUCGACUGGGCUUUCGCAGGCAUCUCGUCUUCCGAGACUAGGAAUGGCGUGCGACAUUGCACAUGGCGUCAUGUCGUCGAUGGGCGAACGCGUACACCAGAAGAAGUAGUCGACGAAGGGGACAUUUUCCCACAGGAUGACGGGCGCACUCUGGAAACAGGGCACAUGGUGAAUCCUGAUACCGGGAAGAUGACUGAUUAUGAGGAAAUAUGGAGGGAUCUUGAACCGGAGGGUAUCCCUGAGGACACAGACGAGCAGCCACGUGCACGCUGUGUUGUGCUAGAGCUGAAAGACGCAGAGCGCGAGCAGCGAGGCAUGGUAGUCUGCCUCGGACAGCACUGUCAAGGCGUCAUGAGACAAGGCGAUAGUUUCGCCGCGGAGCGAUGGCAGUGGAUAAACGGAGAAUGGCGUCUCAAGUUCCGGGUCGGUGAGCUCUGGAUUCCCGGGCCAGAACAUAUCUACGCCGACGUCAUAUCCUCGCAAAACAAGCACAUUAUGGGUGAAAACAUGCUCCAGAAAUGGGAUGUUGUUGAAAUGAGCUAUGCAUAGAUUCAAUUUUCAAUUUCUGAAAGA
This is a messenger RNA of Xylaria bambusicola, 793 nucleotides long. RefSeq lists its product as uncharacterized. Bases 74 to 769 code for a protein of 231 amino acids. The transcript has a single exon. The record is from RefSeq and is a predicted model, not a curated record. Lineage: Eukaryota; Fungi; Ascomycota; Sordariomycetes; Xylariales; Xylariaceae.